UCAGUCUUGGAGACUCAGACAGCUCACCCCCUUUCCUGAGUAAUGGUUGGUCCCUUGUUAUGGUGAGUGCUUCCUAAGCCAGGAGCCAGUGAGCAGGCAGCGGUGUGGGAAUAUCGCCAGCACACUGUGUGUGUAUUGGUCGGCGGACACAGGCAGGCAGGUCCCUACGCUAGUCCGAGACACUGUUUCUUACAACCACUGCUUGUUGUACAAAACCUGUUUUUUGCUCGUGAUAUCUUUUCUUGUUCUCGAGACCAGCGUCAGACUCAUGUGGCAUUGAUCAAGGGUGACAACGUAAAAUUCUGCCUUUGUCUGAGCGAGGAUAAGUGUUUACUGUUGUGAUACAUGCGAGGAGGUUCUUCGAUACAUGUGAGCUGCAACACGGGAGCAUGGUGUACUACCACUACUAUUAGACUUUUCCUCCACUUGCUGUGCUUUCUACAAGUGAUGUCAAGUGAUGUACUGAAGUAAGGCUCAGUUCAGCAAGCUUGAAGGACUUGGGACUUGCCGUGACACUUGUGCUUAUUGGUGACUUUGUUGGUGGCCGGCGUUCUCAUUAUGAAGCUGUAUAAUGCCUAUGCCUACAUACAGGAUGAUGCUAUGGUGAAAAAGGCACGUCACGAAGAGCUGUCAGAUUCACCUGCAAACAGAGCAUGGAAGUACUAUAGCAGGUUAAUGGACUCUCAGCAACUGUCGAGUCCUGGACAUCAGACGGGCAACGGCAACUCUCCCAGCAGCAUAGCCAAUGCCAGUUACGCCACAAAUGGGACAGACACUGGCCAGGGUGUGAUAGUAACAACAGGUGACUCAACAGUGCUGACCAAUUCAGACUGGGCUAUGACUGGCGUCACAACUCAAACUACUGUUUCUGUAAAAAGUGAACCUAUCACAUGUGACGCCCCCACUUCUGGCACCUUCUCUCACGGGGCAGAUUUCGCAGGGUCCACUGAGAGCAGAACGAUGAACAGCCAGGGCACCUCCCAGAAUUCCACAGCGUACGAGGGCACAGCGGCACAAUUUGCAGCCUCUCAGUUUCCCUAUGGCAGCCCUGGUCGCCCGUACCCCCACAUUCUGCCUGCGCCAGCCUCACAGACUGGGAUGCCGGGCUAUCAGCAAGUGGUGACGGGGCAGCAGCAGUACAUGCAGCCUGCAAACCCAGGCUACUACAACCCACAGACCAGACAACCUUAUCUGCCAGGGGCUUAUCCUCCAGGUGCCAGACCAGCCAUGCAGGAAGCCAAGGGGGUACAGGGUCAGCAUGGAGCAGCUUACCCAACGGGUCUGUAUGGUCCAGGCUUCUCCGCAGCAGGGCAGCCAGCACAAGCCCCAUACACUGCAUAUCAAGUACAAGGUGCAUAUAGUACAAGUGCAGCUACCUAUCCCACCAACAGUCCAGCUACCAACACGCAAGCUUAUGCAGCACAACAGGCUGCUGUUGUGUUGCAGGCAGUGGGGAAACAAUCCCAGAGUGGUCAGGAAUACACGUAUCCCCCCCAGUUUGGGCAGGCUGGCACCUAUGCGCACCAGUACUACACCACCCCUCAGGGGUACUCCCCCUUCAACACAUCCAGCACCACCACCCUGACUGCACCCAGCACCACAACCACAUAUCAGCUGCAGCCAAUGCCUGAUCUCCCCACAACCGGAGUAGUGCACGAAGACGUUACGAAAGUGAAAAGCACGCCGAGCAGAUCGAAGUCACGACGGAAACAACCCAGCCCACCUCCAGAAAACGAUCUAGAGAGAGUUUUCGUGUGGGACCUGGAUGAGACCAUCAUCGUGUUCCAUUCCCUCCUGACCGGCUCGUAUGCGCAGAGAUUCGGAAAGGUAGGAAUUGACCCCCAGCAGGCUGUGGCUCUGGGCUUGAGAAUGGAGGAGAUGAUCUUCAACCUGGCUGAUAACCACCUCUUCUUCAACGAUCUAGAGGUAGGUACCACUGAAUGUGACCAAGUCCACAUUGAUGAUGUAUCAUCAGAUGACAAUGGCCAAGAUCUAAGUACCUACAACUUUGCGACGGACGGUUUCCACGCGGCAGCGACCAGUGCUAACCUGUGCCUAGCGACCGGCGUGCGGGGAGGGGUGGACUGGAUGAGAAAGUUGGCUUUCCGGUAUCGACGCAUAAAGGAGAUUUACAACAGCUACAAAAACAAUGUCGGAGGCAUGUUGGGUCCAGCCAAGCGGGAGCAGUGGUUACAACUGAGGUCAGAGAUUGAAGCCCUGACGGACUCCUGGCUAACCAUCGCACUCAAGUCCUUAUCUAUCAUCCACUCCAGGUCAAACACUGUGAAUGUGCUUGUGACCACCACUCAGCUUGUCCCCGCACUUGCCAAAUGCCUCCUUUACGGCCUGGGUGGAGUUUUCCCAGUAGAAAACAUUUAUAGUGCUACCAAAGUUGGGAAGGAGAGUUGUUUUGAGAGAAUUGUCUCCAGGUUUGGUCGGAAGGUCACGUACGUGGUGGUGGGAGACGGGAGAGACGAGGAACAAGCCGCCAAACAGCUACAGUGGCCGUUCUGGCGGAUAUCCAGUCAUAACGACCUCGCCGCUCUACAUCACGCGCUGGACCUGAACUUGUUGUAGCCCGGAGCCAGCCACCUCUCCCUGUAGUCCAGAUCCGUCUUCAAACAAACACCGAGACAUCUGCAGUAGUAGAGGCACCUCGUGGACCCACCAAACAAGAGAUGACCCACCCUUUCCCAGCUCUACCUAUCAUCAGUCCGACCGAUUUUGCCUCCUCUCUCCUGCCAGUACUGUGCUGGCAAGAAACGUCUUUGGUCAGUUUCUCAACCGAAUCAUAGUUGAAAGCCAAAGUUUGUGGACUCCUUACAAACAAACUUCAAUCUGUAAACUGAAGGCUACCAUACAGCGUGGUUGACAUUGAACCUGUUUCCAUAAGCUGCUCUACAGUGAUCAGUUGCAAGGAAUAGUUAGGAUAUCAUCCACAGAACCUGUUCUGUACAUGCAAAGUUUGGGAAAGCCUUCAAUAGCAGUGUUCAAGUCAGGGUACCAAACCAACAUGCACCAUGUAACCAAUCAUGACCCGCGGGGCAAAUUUUUUUUGUAAAUAGAGUUGUUUACGAUGUAUUAGAGAUCACAUGACCUUGCUGAUGAUGAGAGGAAAUGGAAAUAUAAAAAUAGGCAUUCUUAGCUUUGCUGCUGUGUGACUCACACAGGCAAAUUUGUCAAUGAAAUCCAGCAAUAGUGAUGAGGAUGAAAAAGUGAAGCAUUUCAUUUACAACCGUUGGAAUGUAGGCUUUAAAUGUGAUUCUUGGCCGAUGAUCAUGAGAGGUAACAGUCCUAGGAUAACAUUGAUGCUAUAGGAACGUAUUUUAUGUACAGACAGUUGUUAGAGGACAUCUUAGUGAACCCUCUCAGCUUGCCAAAGGUUAUGAUUGUUCACCUGUAGGAACUGUUGUAUGUUUCGAGGUCUUUUUCUGUGUGAACCAUUCUGGCUUUUUUUGACCUUUGUCUCUUGAGCAGAUGUUGUUGUAUAGGAAAUGUGUUUGCCAAGUUGUGUCAGUACAUUUGUGUGCCUUUGCCUGUUGAUUACAGCUGAAGUUUUCUGAUUAAAACGCAAGACAUGGAGGAGUUUUUCAAACAAGAACCACACCUAUUGUACAGUGGAAUCAAGUGAUACUCUAUUAAAGUACAAUGUAACAUCGGAUCUGCCUUAGGGUUAGCCAGUAAUCUAUGGCAUUUACAAUGCCCCACUAUAUUUCUGUAGAAAUGUUGUCAAAAGAAUAGUAUCCAUCCCAUCUGUAAAAAGCUUGUCCUUGGUUUAUGUCCAAGCUGUGACCAAAAAUGGCCAGUUGCUACAACUAGGCUGCAAGAAAGGUGUUUUUUCCUUGAGUAUUGAUCAUGAUGGCUGUAUAGGAACUACAUGUAAAGCUAUAGGAACAUAGAUUUUCAGGUAGUAAGAUUCAGUUAAAGUGUGUUUCUGCUUGUAAAGAUUGCUGCUUUUUGGCCAUGUGACUGCUAGCCAAUCAUGAAGGAACUUGCGUAAUAGGUUUCCUCGUUAUUAGAAGAGGGCCACUAGAGGUAGGAAUGUUGAUUUGAAAAACUCCUCCAGUGCUUAACAAAAAAAUGUUGUUGACUUGGUGACAUGGGAACACUGUCUGUUUGGGAAGUCAAUUGUGUUAUGAAAGGCAAAAGCUAAUUAUGCGAAAUUUAUAUAUUUUUAUUGAAGUGUUGUGUGUAGCUGUGACUAGUUUCAGCCAUCGAUUGUAAUGUAUGUCCAUGUAAUGUACUUAGUUUUCUAGUGCCAGAGAAUAGCUAAGAUAGAUAGACUAUUUUGUACAGUUUCAAAACUUUGAAAGAUCGUAUGCUAUUGGUUAUGUAUGAAAGCUGAUGUGAAUUGUGUAGCAGAGAGCUCUGCUGUGAUUCGUAGGUAGUUGACUCCGCCUUCUCAUGACAUCUCCAUAUAUGGUCAUGCAAGCCAAAUUAGGAAAGUGAGUGAUUACCAUAUAUGGCAUUUACCUCAGUAUUGGAUGUUGAUAUUCAACAGUGAAGUGUGUGAUUGCAUCUAUAACUAGUUAAGAUAGGAGGGUAAGAUGGAUUUUUGUAGGAACAUUUGUGUCAAAGCUUGCCAUCAUUGGGAGCUCAGCAACAGACUGUGAUUUAGCACCAAACAGAAUCAUGGCCCCAAAUCAACAACUACCAAGGCAAACAGGUGUUAGGUUAAGUGAAAUUAACCGACUUCUAAAAAUAAAUAAAACAUUGGGGUAGAUUUUUGUGCAGUCCUGUUGAAAACAGUGGUGUAAAAGAUACAACCAACCAAAUUAUGUCCUCGAGAUACAAGUUUAAACUGUUGUAAUUUUUCCUGGAGCAAAACCAUCCAAAACUUGUCAGUAGGUUGGAAAUAUGAAUGACUUUGUGUGCCAUUUCAUCAUUCAUGAACGUUGUUCAUGGCCACUUUAUCAUUUGCUCCUAGUGUUAGGAAUUCUAGUAAAAGUUGAUCCUGACGGAUCAAUUGUGGUGUUGCCUUGGGAACAGAACCUUUGUUGCCAUGGAGACAGAAUUGUCCAAACUCAAUUGAUUGUGUGGUUUGUGAUGUGCUUGUUACCAAGGUUGCAUGCAGGCUCCCAGACUGCUGUGGGCACUUACUUGUUGUUUGACUGUUGAACCAUAAAAAUAACCAUUUCAACCGUGAACUUUGAACCAUACAUGCUGAUGACCUGUAAACAAGUGGUUGUUGACAGAUUUGAUAUUUUAUAAGCAUAAGAAAUAAAGAUGUGUUGUGCUUUUCUA
Molecule: messenger RNA, 5244 nt
Organism: Branchiostoma belcheri (Belcher's lancelet)
Lineage: Eukaryota; Metazoa; Chordata; Leptocardii; Amphioxiformes; Branchiostomatidae
Product: eyes absent homolog 1-like
Exons: 21
Coding region: 559-2577 (672 amino acids)
Biological process (GO): negative regulation of extrinsic apoptotic signaling pathway in absence of ligand; cell differentiation; multicellular organism development
Cellular component (GO): nucleus
Molecular function (GO): protein tyrosine phosphatase activity
Source: RefSeq, a predicted model, not a curated record